AUGACGCUCAGACGGCUCUUAAUGGCACCUGAUUUCUUGCACACUGAUGCCAAUAUAGUACAUACUGAUAUCAAAACCGACAAUCUAAUUCUUAACAUAGAGGAUAGCAGGAUGUUGGAUGACUUCGCGAGCGCGGAACUAGAUGACCCCAGCCCUCGGAAAAAGGUCGAUUCGUUCCCUACUAUCUACAAGAGCCGUCGAUUCCGCCCACUCGUUAAAGAGAAGGGCUACGGCCUCCCGACGUUGUGUGAUUUUGGCGAGGCACGAAUUGGAAAUGUCCAUGAAUUCGGCCCAUUUGUUCAACCUCAAAUUUACCGGGCCCCGGAGAUUAUAAUUGAGAUGCCGUGGGGAAGUGCUAUUGAUAUUUGGAAUGUAGGAUGUUUGUAUAUUUGGGAUCUCUUUGAAGGCGAACAUUUGUUCGCGGAUAUUUUUGAUACUAAAGGCGGCCAUGAUCCAUUCAAGCAUUUGGCGCUCAUGGUAGCCUUGAUUGGAGACCCACCGAGUGAAUUUGUCAAAUGCAGUGAGACAACCGAACAGUGCUUUGAUUCGAGAGGUAAGAAGGAAGCGUUUGGUUUUAAAUCCAGCCAGGUCGGUCUCACCGAAUUUCUCUCCUUUCCCCCUCCCCCCUUGCAUCCCGGCACUUUCCUUUUUCCUUAUCAUUGCCCUCCCCCUCCUCUCCUCUCUUCAUCUCGUUUUCAAUUAUCCGAGAGGAUAUCUAUUAUGUCGUCGAGCAACCUUCCCCCCUCUGCUCUGGAACGCCAGGACACGUCGAAGUCGGCUGCGCGGGAUUCGUUUCACGAUGACAUCGGAAAGCCGGGGGCCUCGGCUCCUGGUGUUGUGGAAGAUGUUGUCGAGGUUGUCGACCAUAAGGCCGAGCGGGCUUUAUGCCUUCGGUUUGACCUCAGAUUGCUUCCGGUACUAGCGGUAAUGUAUCUCUUCAAUGCACUGGACAAGGGCAAUCUUGGAAAUGCACAAACAGACGGACUGAGCGAUGAUCUGGGCUUCAAAUCAAACGAAUACAAUCUCCUCCUAUCCAUUUUCUUCGUUCCAUAUGUCAUCUUUGCUCCUCCGUUUGCAAUGCUGGGCAAGCGCUUCAGCCCGGCCCGCGUCCUUCCCAUUCUCAUGUUCAGCUUCGGCUGCUUCACGCUCUUGUCGUCGGCAACUAAGAACUUCGGUGGCAUAUUUGCUCUGCGAUGGUUUCUCGGCAUGUCAGAGGCCGCUUUCUUCCCUCUCGUUAUCUACUAUCUCACGACUUUCUACCGUCGUGGUGAACUUGCCCGCCGUCUUGCCAUUUUCUAUGCGGCAUCUAACAUCGCGAACGCCUUCUCCGGCCUCAUCGCAUUCGGCGUCUUUCAGAUCAAGAACUCCAGUAUCCCGAACUGGCGGUACCUUUUCAUCAUUGAAGGUGCCGUGACCGUCCUCUUCGCCAUUUUUGCGUUCUGGUACCUCCCCCGCAGCGCCAGCGAAGCCAAAUUCCUAUCUGCCGAGGAGAAAGCGCUCGCCUUCCACCGAAUCCAAGUAGAUUCCAGCGCGGUCGUCAACGAACAGUUCCGGUUCCGCGAAGCCAUCGCUAUCUUCAAACACCCGUCCACUUAUUUUUUCCUGGGGAUUGAAAUCUGUCUCGGUGUGCCCCUACAAGGCGUCGCGCUCUUCAUGCCCCAGAUCAUCCAACGUCUCGGCUUCUCCACCGUCAAGACAAACCUCUACACCGUCGCCCCGAACGUCACGGGGGCCGUCAUGCUCCUAGUACUCGCCUUUGCAUCGGAUGCCGCCCGUCUCCGAUCCCCCUUCAUCGUCCUAGGCUUCCUCUUCACCUUCACCGGCUUCAUGAUCUACGCAUCGAUCGAUGACGUCGAGGGCAAAAUCCAAGUCGCCUACUUCGCAACCUUCAUGAUGACAUGGGGCACGUCCGCACCCUCCGUUCUGCUAUCAACCUGGUACAACAACAAUAUCGCGCACGAGGGCCGUCGCGUGCUCCUGACCAGUAUCGGUGUCCCGCUCGCAAACCUAAUGGGUCUCGUCAGCAGCAAUGUAUUCCGCACCCAAGACAAGCCCAAAUACAUGCCUGCGUUGAUCACGGUCGCUGCGUUCGGGGCCACGGGCGCCGCGCUGGCCGCGUCGUUGGGCCUGUUCAUGUGGUUCGAUAAUAAGCGACGGGAUCGCAGAUCGGGGCAGACUGUGAGGGCGCAGGAUGUGCCGACGGAGAGGCUGCGGGAUGGACCGGCUUGUGAGGAGUUUCGGUGGUUUUUGUGA
Molecule: messenger RNA, 2253 nt
Organism: Aspergillus affinis
Lineage: Eukaryota; Fungi; Ascomycota; Eurotiomycetes; Eurotiales; Aspergillaceae
Product: putative MFS transporter
Exons: 6
Coding region: 1-2253 (750 amino acids)
Biological process (GO): transmembrane transport; protein phosphorylation
Cellular component (GO): membrane
Molecular function (GO): ATP binding; transmembrane transporter activity; protein kinase activity
Source: RefSeq, a predicted model, not a curated record